This is a messenger RNA of Phytophthora infestans T30-4, 756 nucleotides long. Its product is annotated as cysteine protease family C48, putative. The record is from RefSeq and is a predicted model, not a curated record. Bases 1 to 756 code for a protein of 251 amino acids. Gene Ontology annotation, molecular function: cysteine-type peptidase activity. Gene Ontology annotation, biological process: proteolysis. Lineage: Eukaryota; Oomycota; Peronosporomycetes; Peronosporales; Peronosporaceae. The transcript has a single exon.
AUGCUUAAAGAUAUCAAGGCAAUGGAUCGGUGGCACACGUGCAUGAAGCUUCUAGCGCAGACAGAGGAUGCUAUGAAUUGGGCCGUAAACACCAGCGUUAAGCGCAUCACAAUUCCAGAUGAACUGUCUGAUGGAGUUGCUACCGAACCAAAAGAGUGUGAAAAUGCAAUCAAGCAGCUUAUGCUUCGAGGCGGACGCGUGACAUCGUUUGGCAGUGUACCGUAUCGAUCCCUACUGGCAUUUUGUGGGAGUUCAUGGCUUGACGACAAUUGUAUGGGGCACGGGAUAGCGCUGCUACACCGUGAGCAUCCUGAUGUUGGCGUCGUCAACCCUCUCUUCCUGCGUUUCCAGCUCCGAGAGCAGCAGCUUACGACUGUCAAAGCCGGCAACCCGUUUGCGAAAACAAACAAGAUAGUGCUGAUACCGUUGCAUAUCGACAACAACCACUGGUGCGGUGCUGUGAUCGAUUUUCGGAGAGAGACCCGGAGAAUCACGCUCUUUGACCCGCUUCAAGCGUCGAAGGCAAAGUACUACGACAUCUGUGAAGCCCAACUGAAGAGUAUUUUUGGAGAACUAUGUUCCCUUCUGACAAUCAAGCCAGAAACACGUUCACGACAGCCAGAUGGAUCAAGUUGCGGUGUAGCUGUCCUUAUGUUUUUCGAGUGCUACCUCAGAGGAAUUCCACUGCCAGCCAAACCAACCUUAGCAUUCAUACGAUUUUUAAGGCUCCGUUACAUGCUGAAAUGUCUGAUGUAG